Molecule: messenger RNA, 1055 nt
Organism: Centropristis striata (black sea bass)
Lineage: Eukaryota; Metazoa; Chordata; Actinopteri; Perciformes; Serranidae
Gene: polr2g
Product: RNA polymerase II subunit G
Exons: 8
Coding region: 211-729 (172 amino acids)
Biological process (GO): transcription initiation at RNA polymerase II promoter; positive regulation of nuclear-transcribed mRNA poly(A) tail shortening; DNA-templated transcription
Cellular component (GO): RNA polymerase II, core complex; P-body
Molecular function (GO): translation initiation factor binding; single-stranded RNA binding; single-stranded DNA binding
Source: RefSeq, a predicted model, not a curated record
GGUGGACUGUGCGCUCCCUCUAUCAAACCCAUAGAUAUCUAUAAGAAAGGCUGUGUAUCUAUGAUCAACCCCCCCAGUGUUGACCCUGUGAACCGGAAAUGAUUCAGUCACGAAUGAGCGACAGGUUUUUAUUCAUUCAGUGAACGACGCUUUGGAUAAUUGAUCAAAACAAGAAAAUCAAUCAAGCACGAAUUGAGCAUUACAUCAACUAUGUUUUACCAUAUUUCUUUGGAGCAUGAAAUCUUGCUACAUCCGAGGUAUUUUGGCCCUAACCUUCUCAACACCGUGAAGCAGAAGCUGUUCACAGAAGUAGAGGGUACCUGCACUGGCAAAUAUGGCUUCGUCAUUGCAGUCACCACCAUUGACAACAUCGGAGCAGGUGUGAUCCAGCCGGGGAGAGGCUUUGUCCUCUACCCAGUCAAGUACAAGGCCAUUGUGUUCCGCCCAUUUAAAGGAGAGGUGGUUGACGCUGUGGUCACUCAGGUUAACAAGGUUGGAUUGUUCACAGAAAUUGGUCCCAUGUCCUGCUUCAUCUCUCGCCACUCAAUUCCCUCAGAAAUGGAGUUUGACCCCAACUCCAAUCCUCCUUGUUACAAGACAGUUGAUGAGGACAUUGUCAUCCAGCAAGAUGAUGAGAUUCGGCUAAAGAUUGUGGGAACAAGAGUGGACAAGAACGACAUUUUUGCCAUUGGAUCUCUUAUGGAUGAUUAUCUGGGUCUUGUGAGCUGAUUUGCCCCAGAGGGAGCACAUUUCACAUGGGACAUUUAUUUAGUUAUUUCUUUGUUAAAAUUAAUAUUUUUCUACAGUGAUUGAUAAGGCAUGGUGGCAGGAAGAGAAGCCCCACAUCAACAUCAUUUCAUUAUUAUUACACUGCACACUGUUUUUAUUGGAACUGGUGUAACAUUCAAAGUAAAUCCAAGAGCUUGCAAAAUGUAAUACCAUAAAGAGGCGGCACAUUUUUAUUAAUUUAACAUUACUUUCAUGCAGAAUUCAGUUUGUAUCUCAACUAUUGUUUUUUUGUACGCAGACUGUAAUAAAGUAUUUUAUUUGUUGUA